Molecule: messenger RNA, 1461 nt
Organism: Trypanosoma brucei brucei TREU927
Lineage: Eukaryota; Euglenozoa; Kinetoplastea; Trypanosomatida; Trypanosomatidae
Product: variant surface glycoprotein (VSG, atypical), putative
Exons: 1
Coding region: 1-1461 (486 amino acids)
Source: RefSeq, a predicted model, not a curated record
AUGUCUAAAAACCCUCCGCAACUGAAAUCAAUGCUAUUUAUAUGCACGUUUCUAACUUCCAGCGGCGUGCGAGCAAAGACGGAACCAGCGAGUACAAAGAUAACGUCAAGGUGUCUUGAGGCGCAGUAUACUACGCACCUAGCAACGGAUUUGGAAGGCCGUACAACAGGCCUCAAUCAAGCACUAACAACACUAAAACAACACUUGAAUGCGUGGAAGCUGCUGGCACAAGCAGCAGAAGCCGCAGACAUCCGGGGAGGAGCGUACCUUCUGGCCUCGUCCGCGGAAGAGGAGGUAAGGCGAAAAGAACAAGAAAUACAAACAUACACCGACACAAUACAAACAGCUGUCACGAGGCUUCGGCGGAGGGCGUUAUACACAGCUGCACUAGACAGCAUUGACUAUAAAAAGGCGGCGGCCGCGCCAACAAAAGGGACCGGCGCCGCCAGCGAAUUUACAUGCGCACAGGUUUUCCCAGCCACAGCAGCAUCAACAAAACCAGACUGUAAACUAGACGACCUAACGACGAUCUUCAACGGCGACAAGACGCUAAACCUGGAGGGAGUACACACAAUAAAACUGCUGACAGAGGAAUCGCUGGCGCCACCGCAACCAAAAGUCGUAUCCACAGCCAAGGGCAACCAAGCCGAUUACAACCUGGCUCCACUAACGCCCGGCAAAUGCGCAACAAGCGCAAGCGGAGGCGCCGACGUCUAUGUCAAACUGGAUAUUUCAGCAGAUCCGUCAGCGAAAGCAACAGCCGAACCAGUACAACUCCACAAGCCACCAGGUCCAGGACCAAACUGCAUACCGGAGCCAGACACCAAAGAACAGAUCAUCACAAACAACGACUAUGUCAUCGCUGCGGUCUGCCGAGCACUCCACGCAAGCAAACCAGCCAUUUCUAAACCAGAAGACUACGGCGGUGACACGAUCGCCACAAACAGGGCAAACCAGCAACUUUUUGCUGACUAUAUCGCAGAAACAACGGGGGAACAGAUGACCAAGGAGCAGAUAGAAGCCAAACUUAAGGACAUGUACAGCACCAAGGGAAAUAACUUCGAAAAUAACUUCAUCAAAACCCUUAACAGCGUAACAGCGACGUAUACGACAGAAGAUAAAACCAAAACUGGCAAGCUUCUAGAAAUAGCAAAAGAUGGAAACACAGUAAAAGCCUUCGCUUACUUGGAUGCCAGAAGGACAGACACUAAAAAAAAAGCCGAUGACGGCAGGGAAAAGGACGGCGCGAAGAAAACAGACACAAAAAACAAAACCGAAGAAAAGAAAGACGGGGAUAAUAAAACAACCACAGCUGAUUGCACAGGCACUGAAGAAGGUAAAUGUGACAAGACAAAAUGCGAUUGGAACGCUGAGAAAAAACAGUGCAAAGUCAAAGAGGGAGCGGCUGUUAUUUCAGCUGUAAUUAAAGCCCCUCUUUUGCUUGCAGUUUUGCUUCCAUAA